GAUUGAUAAUCUACUCUCGGCUCGUGUCGUGAUUGCCAAUGGGAUAGUUUUAAGUUGUUCCAAAGACGAAAAUUCAGAACUUUUCGAGUACUAGCUUUUGCAUGCCCCAUGCAUUCGAUCUCGAAAUUAUGGAGAAUUAAUCAAAGAAUUCGAUGAUUUUCAUAACAAGCACGGGGAUAGACUUGCACCGUCUCGAAUCAUAACCGAGAUGCGUUCUUGCAAGGUUUCUGGUGCGAUCCCCGCAUCGGCGAAUGUGCUAACGGCGAGAGAAACGACUGUUUCUUUGACUAUGGAAGCGCAGUAUGACAGUUCCCAGGUUUCGCAUACGGUUAUGAGAGACGAAAUUAAGAGGAUGAUUGGGCCAAUCAUGGAAGCAGUUAGAAAGCAAGGAUCUGGAAAGUUCACAAAUGCAAAUUUGGGAAGUGGAACGGAAAGGACUCAGGAUAUGUUUGGACAGAACUACAAGAGGUUGAGGUUAAGAGGAAGUAUGAUCAUGAAUUUAUUUUCAAUAAGUAUUAUCGAAAUCCACCAGCAGAACACAAUUACAGCUUGAAGCUGCAAAUCUCCAGCGUUGAAAUACACA
Molecule: messenger RNA, 583 nt
Organism: Botrytis cinerea B05.10
Lineage: Eukaryota; Fungi; Ascomycota; Leotiomycetes; Helotiales; Sclerotiniaceae
Exons: 1
Coding region: 209-553 (114 amino acids)
Source: RefSeq, a predicted model, not a curated record